Postia placenta MAD-698-R-SB12 is the source of this 1491-nucleotide messenger RNA. RefSeq lists its product as hypothetical. The record is from RefSeq and is a predicted model, not a curated record. Gene Ontology annotation, biological process: protein stabilization; protein folding. The coding region runs from base 1 to 1491 and encodes 496 amino acids. Gene Ontology annotation, cellular component: cytoplasm. NCBI's taxonomy places the organism in Eukaryota, Fungi, Basidiomycota, Agaricomycetes, Polyporales, Adustoporiaceae. Gene Ontology annotation, molecular function: heat shock protein binding; protein-folding chaperone binding; protein kinase binding. The transcript has 5 exons.
AUGCCGCUAAAUUACUCGAAGUGGGACAAACUUGAGAUUUCUGAUGAUUCAGACAUCGAGGGGCACCCGAACGUCGACCACAAGUCAUUGGUACGAUGGAAGCAGCGCGACAUCCACGAGAAGCGUGAAAUGCGCAAGCACCGAAUCGCUCAAUUGAAAGCUGAUAUCGCUUGCAACGACGUCCUUAACCCGAGAUUGCGCGAGAUCAUGAUCGAAGUCGCGUCACAAGGCUCCGCGCAUUUCUCCUCGCUCGUUGAGCGUUUCCAAACCUCACCAUCACCAGACGCGCCCCCUACCAAUGCGCCCGAACAGCCGACUUAUGAUGCGAUGCUGCUCGCACUCAUGCUUCGAGUAUGGGAGGAGACAAAGAACCAGGGGAUCGACAAGGACGACCCACGGCUGGGCGAUGCACUCGUAGAAGGGCUAAAGAAGCAUACGGUGAAGAUGUCAGAGCACCAGGAGCAGUUGAGGCAAGAACUUGCGAAGCUGGAGGAGGAAGCGAAGGGGAAGAUCACGAGCGACGAUUUGCACGACGGGUUUGAUUCACAUUACGUCCCACCAAAACCCGCACCUCCGCCACUCAAAGGCGUAAAGCCGGAAGCAGGGACGAAGAAGAAAAUAACGACCACUGCCACCGAGUUUGAGGUGCUCAACUCAAAGGGCGUCGAAGCAGCAGAAUCCGCAUCAUCACCUUCAACAGCCGUACCUCCAGACGGUGAUGGUGAUGAUGAGCUACCAGAAUUGACGCCGUCCCUCGAGGGAUUCUCUCGCUUGCCUCUGCGCGGAUACGAGCAAUCCUGGGAGUUCAUCAAACAACACCGGGACGUUAUCGUGCCGGGCGCGUCUGAUGCGCUUCUUGUAGCGGCGUUCCGAGCGCAGAGCGCUGGGCAGUCCGAGUCCGCGCAGAAAUGUGUACACCAAAGUCUGCUGCUCCAGUACUGCGACAAACUAGGCGCUGAUGGUGUGAGGGUCUUCUUCCGCAAAAUGGUGGAUCACGACCCGCGUGCCACAGCCGUCUUUGAGAAGGACGUAGCGGACACCUACAUGCACCUUGUCGAGCGGGUACGCAUUUCGAAGGCAGAGGAGGCCGCGGCGGGACCUGGGGAGCAGAUCCAGCUCGUGCCGGAGAACCCGGACCAGACGAUCUCGUUCAACGUGCCCGAUGGGCCCCCACCUGAGCAUAUCCAGCUCGAAGGCGAGGGGCUGGAGGGCGUUAACAUCGAUGACGUCCGGCGCGCGCUGCAGAUGCGGUGGGACGUGUUUCAGGGAUUCAACAAGCCGUUGCAGGAUGCGUUGGCAUCACAGAGCCUGGACGCGGUCAACAAAGUCCUUGGAGACAUACGCAUCACGGAGGCAGAGGAGGUCGUGAGGUUGCUCGACGUCGCGGGCAUCCUGAACUUUUCGGAGGGCGGCAUCCGGGACGACACGGGGAAGGGAGAGGAGACGGAGGAAGUAUCCGACGAGUUCCAGGAUGCGGGGCAGGUGGAUUAG